GUUUGUUCGCCGGAGCGCGGCUAAGCGUUGGUUCUUUUGAUGUUACCGUCGUCGAGCAUGUCACGUUAUGGCUGGCCGCAGCUUUUACAGCCAGUUUAGGCCCGAGCUAGGUCAAGACAACGGGCAACGAUGGCCACCGCCGCCUGAGCAGUUUCAAUCGUCCACGGAGAUCCGCCUGUGGCUGCCGCAGAUCCAGAAGGAAAUUGAAGUCUGCCUUCAGCGAUCUCGGGACUCGGCCCAGCCGACCUACCAAGUGGCCGACUUUCAGCGGCGAGCAAGCGAACUGCAGGACUACUACCAGGCGUACGAGAGCAGGCUGAGGGAGCUCAACGGGAGCGAGGCAUCGUCAUUGUCCGACUCUCUCCCUGUCACAGUCACACACCAUGUGUCCGUCACUCCUGUCGCAGAGGAACCCAAGGAGCCAGAUGACGGGACGAGCCGCUCUUCGCCGCUGAGUGAUGUCUCCUGUGAAAGUAUCUGCAGCCAGCUUGCUUCUAUUUGUAGCAGCUUUGAGACCGAGUCGUGCAAUGACUAACGAGCAUCUACUGGACAUGCUGGUGCAAGUUGGGCAUUCUAUGAAGAGAAAGAUCUUGGUUGUUUGAUGGUAUCAGUGACUACUGGUGAUUCAUCUAGGCUCAGAGUGAGAAAACAAGCAAAAAACUAAAGUUCUGAAUUGGGAUUGCUGUGGUGCCCGCAACUGCUGACUGCUAGUCACUGAGUGGGAGUGAUACUAGGCCAAUGCGCGGUGCGCACAUACUUGAAGGCUGUGUAGUUUACAGCAAUGUGUGCCCUAAAGUGCUCUACAAAGACUUCCUUCUAUGGUGAGAAUCACAAGCGAAGCCCUCUUGUGGAGAAAGUGGAA
This is a messenger RNA of Rhipicephalus sanguineus (brown dog tick), 862 nucleotides long. RefSeq lists its product as uncharacterized. The transcript is spliced from 6 exons. Gene Ontology annotation, biological process: generation of catalytic spliceosome for second transesterification step. The record is from RefSeq and is a predicted model, not a curated record. Lineage: Eukaryota; Metazoa; Arthropoda; Arachnida; Ixodida; Ixodidae. The coding region runs from base 68 to 535 and encodes 155 amino acids.